This is a messenger RNA of Solanum dulcamara, 476 nucleotides long. RefSeq names its product wound-induced basic protein. Bases 95 to 238 code for a protein of 47 amino acids. The transcript is spliced from 2 exons. The record is from RefSeq and is a predicted model, not a curated record. NCBI's taxonomy places the organism in Eukaryota, Viridiplantae, Streptophyta, Magnoliopsida, Solanales, Solanaceae.
GUAGCGAAAUGCGAAUUAACAAACAGAAGCUGAAAGUGAGCAAAGCGGAUAUUAGGGUUUCGUGUAUCUCCUUAUUUGUUGCCGACCAACGACGAUGAUUUACGACGCGAAUUCGCCGCUUUUCCGAUCCUUCCUCAGCCAGAAGGGAGGUGCAUCUGACAAGAGGAAAACAGAAGAGCAGAAGCCCAAGGAACAGAGGCCGAAAGCAAGUGAAAACAAGCCUGUUAUGAAUGAAUGAGAGCUGCCAGAUGUAAACUUAUUUUAUAAUAUCUGGAGUGUUGUUAAGCAACUAUUUUACAAGAUAUUGAAUAUGUGCUGCAUUUGUCAUUUGAACAGAUGGUAUGUCUUGUAAGAUAUUUUGAUCUUUUACCUCUAUUGGUUUUAAUUUCCUAUCCAAGCUUUUGAUUUUGGGACUAAUGAAUGUCAUUAUCAGUGGUUAAAUGGUGGUUUAACAAAGUUGUUUUAGAUCUUGAGAA